Messenger RNA from Hermetia illucens (black soldier fly), 669 nucleotides. RefSeq lists its product as uncharacterized. The record is from RefSeq and is a predicted model, not a curated record. The transcript has 2 exons. The coding region runs from base 29 to 640 and encodes 203 amino acids. NCBI's taxonomy places the organism in Eukaryota, Metazoa, Arthropoda, Insecta, Diptera, Stratiomyidae.
UUUACUGAAGCAGAUACUCAAGAACAAAAUGAAAAACAUUUUAUUUGUGAUUGGAUUUAUUGGUGCUGCUGCAUCAGCUUACGUUACACCAGAAGGUUUUAGUGGUCCAGCCCUUGGAGGGUACAGUGCACCCAUCGUUAAGGGUUUCAAACCCAAGACUAUUGGUGGCCAUCUUCCUAUCGGUGCUCCAGUUGCACCCAUUGUAAAACCAUUCCAACCUAAAAUUAUCGGAGGAUAUCAACCCCAUGCUGACGUUGGUUAUGGCGGUCCAUUCGCGAGAGGACCCAUUGUUAAGACUUUCCAACCAAAAUUAAUUGGCGAUUAUCCAUCCCAGGCUGUACCUUUGUCUGUCAAAGCUCCAGUUGUAGUCGCUCCCUUCGCCAAGGUCGUAAAGGUUAAGAAAUUCCCCACAAAGAUUCUCAGUGGUUAUGGUGGUUAUGAAGGUCCUUCUGUGGAUAAAUUUCAACCAAAAUUAGUUGGAGGUUACCAAGACCCAUUGUCCUUGGGGGCUCCAAUUGACUACUCUGGUAAAAGCUUUGGAGGUGGCGCAGGUUUUGGAUACAAGGAACUUCAAGGCGGAUUUUCUGGAGAAGGCUCCGGUUAUGACUCGUGGAAGAAGAAGAAAAUAUUUGCCUAUUAAUUUGUAAUAUGUGGCUAUGAAUGUAUGAA